Molecule: messenger RNA, 2712 nt
Organism: Pollicipes pollicipes
Lineage: Eukaryota; Metazoa; Arthropoda; Thecostraca; Pollicipedomorpha; Pollicipedidae
Exons: 2
Coding region: 1-2712 (903 amino acids)
Biological process (GO): DNA integration
Molecular function (GO): nucleic acid binding
Source: RefSeq, a predicted model, not a curated record
AUGGACCUGGCGCGUCAGCUGUUCAAGGGCGUCCCAUUCGAGUCUACCUUCGCAAACCUGUACGGCUUUGGCAAGAACCCUCUGUCUGUAAAGGGAACCCUGUCAACAGUAGUCCGCUUCAAUGGGCAGGACGCACCUGCUACAUUCUACUUGGUGGAGACGCCCAACCAAGAGGCCAUCAUGGGCCUGGAUUUGCUCAAUGCCCUCAGCAUCACCCUCCACCCAGCUUCCCACAGAAUUUACAGCGUGGAGACGGAAGCGCAGCACCUGCCUGCAAUCGAGGGGUAUGAGCACCGGAUAGUGCUUAAACCCGGUGCCGUGCCAACAGCCUACCGGCUCCGCCGACUUCCCCUCUCAGUCCGCAAGGAAGUGUCGGCCGAGCUGCAACGUCUUCUGCAAGCCGGCGUCAUCGAAAAGGUCGACGCCUCUGAGUGGGUAAGCCCCCUUGCCGUGUCCCGGCGUAAAGACGGUCGGAUACGCAUCUGUGUCGACCUCCGUGGGCCAAACGCACAGAUCGUCGCUGAGGUUCACCCUCUGCCCACAAUAGACGAGCUGGAGUCGAAGCUCUGCGGGAGUGUCUACAGCCGCAUAGACCUCAAGACAGCAUACCACCAGCUCCGUCUCCACAAGGACUCGCGCAACGUCACGGCCUUCCUGACGCCUGACGGCCUCAUGAGGUACACAAGAGUCCCAUUCGGCCUGGUCUCCAGCGGCAGCGCCUUCCAGAAACUGCUCAGCAGCCUGCUAGAGGGUAUCCCUGGCUGUGGACACUACCUGGACGACAUUCUCGUGUCCGGGAAAGACCAUCAGGAACACGACGCCCGCCUCCGAGAGGUCCUGGACCGCCUCGCCCGGUCCAACGUCACCAUAAACCAGGCCAAAUCCGUCUUUAGGCAGACCACCAUCGAGUUCUGCGGCCAUAAGCUGUCCAGCGCCGGGGUCGUCCCCCUAACGUCAACCGUCCGCGCCGUGGUUGAGGCGCCGCCUCCCACCAACGUCAGGGAGCUACGCAGCUUCCUGGGGACCACCGGAUGGUUCAGCCGUUUCGUGCCGGCGUACGCCACGGUCGUCCGACCGAUGGCCGACCUCCUCAAGAAGGGCACGACCUUCCAGUGGACCCAGGAACAACAGCUGGCCUUCAGCAAGGUGAAACAGCUGAUCUCGACCAGCCCCGUCAUGCGGCCGUUCGACCCGCACCUGCCGACGGUCGUCACUUCGGACGCGAGUGACCGCGGCGCCGGCGCUGUCCUCACGCAGACCCAGUACAGCGGUGAGGAGCGCCCAUUCGCAUACUGGUCCCGGUCAUUCACGGAGGCCGAGUCCAGGUACUCCGUCUCAGAAAAAGAAGCCCUCAGCGCCGUGAACGCGAUCGAGCACUGGCGGAUCUACCUCUGGGGACGUUUCUUCAAGCUCAAAACCGAUCACUCGGCACUCACGACCCUGCUCUCGCCGAAGUCGUCCAACCGAGCAGGAGCACGGAUCGCCAGGUGGCAGUCACGCCUACUGCCCUACUCGUACUCCGUCGAGUACAAACCGGGACCCACCAUCCCUGUCGCAGACGCGCUGUCCCGGCUCCCCCUGCCGGACACGGCCGGCGCCGAGCCCGAUGGCGAUGACAUCAUCGCCCUCGUCACGGACGCCGCCGCAGACGUGCUUCCCGACGCCGAGAUCCAGGCAGCAUCGGAAGCCGAUCCAUCACUGAAGGAAGUACGUGAAGCCAUCCGUACCGGCUGGCCGGAAUCGGCGCGCAAGUGCUCGGCGACGCUUCGCCAGUUCUUCGGCGUCCGUCAUGAACUCCAGCUGCGCGAUGACGACAUUAUCCUGCGAGGUCCCGACCGUGUCGUCGUACCAGUCGCCCUGACCGACAAGUACUUACAGGUGGCCCACCAAUCGCACGAGGGAAUCGUGCGCACGAAACAACUGCUUAGGAAUCUCGCGUGGUGGCCCGGUAUGACGCGAGCCAUCACCGACCUCAUCCGCGACUGCCAGACCUGCCGGACCAAGGAGGCCGUCCUCUCCCAGAGGGCGCGCCCUGCCCCGCUGCAGCCGGUCCCUCUUCCGGACCGAGCCUGGUCCAAGCUCGGCAUCGACGUCGUUGGACCGAUCGCAGGUGCGCCACCGUCAGCCCGCUACGCCAUCACCGUGAUCGACUACGCCAGCAAGUGGCCGCGGGUCGCCCUGACGCCGUCCGUCGAGACAGAUGACGUCAUCAGUCUUCUCAGCACCAUGUGGUCCCGUGAGGGAUACUGUGACGAAGUCGUGAGCGACAACGGGUCCCAGUUCACGAGUGCCAAGUUCGAGACGUACCUGAGCGGCCGCGGCAUCCGUCACCGGAAAUCGUCCCUCUACUGGCCCCGCGGGAAUGCAGCCAUCGAACGGUUUAACCGCACGCUAAAGACGUGGCUGCUGGAGGCCACCCAGCAACCGUCGCGGACGGCGCAGGCCUUCGCCGCGCACAUUGAGCGCCGCCUGGCGCUGUACCGCGCAGCCCUACGCUGCACCACCGGCAUCUCGCCCUCUGAGAGUCUGCACGGCCGCCGCAUGCGCCUUGACCUGCCGGUGAUGUCGGCCAACGCGACAGACGCUGAUAUGCGCACGCGCGUCCAGAAACAACAGCGACGCAACGCGCGCAACUACAACAGGCGCCGCGGCGUGAAGACACCGACCAUCCUACCAGGAGACAUGGUCCGACCGCGAAAGCUGGGCAGCUAG